Larimichthys crocea (large yellow croaker) is the source of this 3113-nucleotide messenger RNA. RefSeq names its product atrial natriuretic peptide receptor 1. Gene Ontology annotation, molecular function: peptide receptor activity; ATP binding; adenylate cyclase activity. Lineage: Eukaryota; Metazoa; Chordata; Actinopteri; Sciaenidae. Gene Ontology annotation, cellular component: plasma membrane. Gene Ontology annotation, biological process: protein phosphorylation; intracellular signal transduction; receptor guanylyl cyclase signaling pathway. The record is from RefSeq and is a predicted model, not a curated record.
UCCUCGUCCUCCUCUCAGUCUGGAUUGAAGCGUCUCUUUCUCCUUCAGCAGCAACAUGAGGGGAAGACUUUGGUUUCUGCUCUGGUUGUGUGUUUGCUGUGUUGGUCCGACGUGUUGCUGGCACGAUCUGGACAACAGCGAGUACGACUGCUGGCCUCUGGACAAACCCAACGAAUAUAACAUGAUGGACUGUGGCGGUCUGGAGAUGGCCUGGGUGGUCCGUCCUCCAGAGACGGUGAAAAACCGAGAGAUUCAGCGUCCAACAUACUCGGUUACCAGCCGGGACUCUUUCUACCACUGGGCUGUCGAAAACCACAUUUUCACACACAGCUGCCCGAGAGGUUUUUGUGAACAUCACGACUGUCCCAACUGGAAAGAUGCUGGAAGGAGAAAAACCUGCUGCAUUCAUCACGCCAACAUCCACUCCUGUCCACUAGGAUACAUGACAUCAGAUAGCAUCUGUGGUCCCUGGAUUCCCGAUGACGGAAAAAUCUUCACACACACCAUCUCUACCUCUGGCAAGAUGACCCAGACCAACUGGACUGCCAAGGUGGUUCUGGUCCAUGCUGGUUUAACCUCGCUUAUCGCUCACAUACGAGUCGGCCGCAUGCAAGCUGCUCUUGAGGCCAAGAGCACUGUGCAACCUGCUGUGGUGUGUGGUGACGCUGUUUGUGAGGAGGCGGAGCUUUGUUCCACCUGUCCGGCUGACUGCGGUGAAUGCCCGAUGACCCCAGCGACCAAGCUGGCCAUCAGCCUGCCGCUCAGCCUGCUCUGCCUCUGCUUCAUACUGACUGCUUUGUGGUUGAGAUAUCAAAAGCAAAAACUGUUGUGGGAUGAAAGCUGGAUCAUUGAUUUCUCUACAAUAAAACAAGAUCAGGAAGCUCGUAUGACCAUGGGCAGUAUAAUGAGUGCACCGGUAGGGAACAGUGACAGUAAUACCAGCUGUGUGACUGCUCUCAGCUCCUAUACAGGACAACCAGGGACCCGAAAAACACUGUUCACCUGCACUGGAAUAUAUGACGGCAGGACGGUGGCCAUCAAGAGGAUUCAAACAAAGACUUUCUCUCUGUCCAAAACCAUCCGACAGGAAGUCAAACAAGUCAGGGAGCUUGAUCACCCCAACCUGUGCAAAUUCAUUGGUGGGUGCGUUGAGGUGCCUAAUGUUGCCAUAGUGACAGAGUACUGCCCAAAAGGAAGCAUUAAUGAUGUUCUUCUUAACGAGGAGAUCCCGCUUAACUGGGGUUUCAGGUUUUCGUUCGCUACAGACAUCGCAAGAGGAAUGUCAUACCUCCACCAACACAGGAGCCACGGUCGACUUAAGUCUCUAAACUGUGUCUUAACGACCUGGGUCUGCAAAAUAACAGGACUGAAGAUGUAUCGCAGGGACGAUGGGGUGGAGCCUCUUUCGACCUAUCAGCAGAGACUCUUGGAGGUGUACAUGCCACCUGAAUUUCAUAACUCUAACAUGGAGCCAUCGCUGGCUGGAGAUGUGUUCAGUUAUUCCAUCAUUCUGCUGGAGAUUGCCACUCGCAGCGAUCCUGUCCCAGCAGAGGAAUCUAACCUGGAGAGCGCCUGGUGUCCUCCUCUGCCAGAGCUGAUCUCCAGUAAAGCUGACAGCACCUGUCCAUGUCCUGCAGACUACGUAGAGCUGAUCCGGCGAUGUCGCUCUCAUAACCCCGCCCACCGACCCACCUUUGAACAAAUCAAAAAGUUUGUUCACCGAAUCAACCCAAUCAAAAUCAGCCCGGUGGACAUGAUGAUGAACCUGAUGGAGAAGUAUAGCAAACACCUGGAGGUGUUGGUGGCCGAGCGGACUCAAGAUCUGAUGCACGAGAAACAGAGGACAGACCGACUGCUAUACAGUAUGCUCCCUAAACAGGUAGCUGAUGACCUGCGACAGGGGAAACCGCUGCAGGCUCAGAGUUACGUCAGUGCUACCAUCUUCUUCAGCGAUAUCGUGGGCUUCACACAGCUGUCCAGCAGCAGCACUCCUUACCAGGUCGUAGACUUUCUUAACAAGCUCUAUACAACGUUUGACGACAUCAUCGACAACUACGACGUCUACAAGGUGGAAACCAUCGGAGAUGCCUACAUGGUGGUCUCCGGUGUUCCCCGUGAGAAUGGGAUCCUGCACGCUUCAGAGAUCGCCAGCAUGGCUCUGGACCUGGUGGGCGUGUGUCGCACCUUCAGGAUCCCCCAUAAACCCAACACACAGCUGCAGAUACGAGCUGGGAUACACUCCGGUCCGGUGGUAGCCGGGGUUGUAGGGACGAAGAUGCCUCGGUACUGUCUGUUUGGAGAUACAGUCAACACGGCAUCAAGGAUGGAGUCCACCAGCCUGGCCCUGAAGAUCCAGUGCAGCCCCAGUGCCUUUUACCUGCUGGAGGAGAUCGGUGGUUACCUGCUGCAGUGCAGAGGAAUGCUGCAGGUCAAGGGGAAAGGUGACAUGGUGACUUACUGGUUGGAGGGGAAGAAGACGUCUUUGGUCUCCAACGAACACAUCGGCAUGGAAACAGAUGUGGAGAAGGAACAAGAGCUGUACGCCUCUAUCCCCGGGUUUCUGGACAACGAUCCUCUCCUGAAUCCGGCCUAACCCCCCCAAACAGCCCCGGUUCAUCACUUGAUGUGGUUCCUCGAGUCGUCAGUGUUUGUUGCACCAUGUGUCGUAUGUGACGUGAGCGUCGUACUGUGGCUGUUUAAUUAUGUUGUUAAUCCGCUGAACACGAGUCCAGAGUGUCAGAUUAAUAAUCUUCAUAUCUCUGUUGUCAUCAGUGUUUAAUCACGCUGUUUUUGAACUUUUCCAUCUACAGUCCAGCAAGUUUCUACAGCAGCCCAACGGACACGCUGGAUCAGGAGAGACUUUCAUGUGUUUUGUGCAUUUGGCCGCUAAACGACGCUUUAACUUUAAACACAUUAUGGUAACUGACAAAGUGUAACCUGACCAGGUACGCCUGCUUCAUUCUCCACGAGAGAACUUUGGUUGAAGGUACAAAGUGUAAGCUUCAUGAAAGAAGUCACAUCUGCAUGUUGCUUUUCCUUUACAUACAUUUAUGUAGUUAGAUAUUCUGUCAACGUCUGGGCUACUCUAACAAAUAAACAUCUGUGUAAGAGGA